This is a messenger RNA of Ustilago hordei, 1749 nucleotides long. RefSeq lists its product as uncharacterized. NCBI's taxonomy places the organism in Eukaryota, Fungi, Basidiomycota, Ustilaginomycetes, Ustilaginales, Ustilaginaceae. The transcript is spliced from 2 exons. The coding region runs from base 1 to 1749 and encodes 582 amino acids. The record is from RefSeq and is a predicted model, not a curated record. Gene Ontology annotation, biological process: regulation of DNA-templated transcription. Gene Ontology annotation, molecular function: DNA-binding transcription factor activity.
AUGACGAGCAUCACUUCAGCAUCCUCCGUCCCUGUUCUCACACAUUCCUUCUCCUCAGUAUCAUCGUCCACAAUCGCAUCUUCUUCUCGCCUUCCAGAGACUCCCAUCAAGAAGGAGACUUCCGAAACUUCUUUGUCUGACCCCAAUUCGAGCAGCAAGAAGCGAAGGAUCUCUGAGUCUAACGACGACCAAGAGGACGACGACGACGAAGAAGAUCUAGGCGAUUCGUCCUUCGCCUCAGCCUCGCCGUCGAAGCCCUCCAACACCGGUGGACGCAGAAAAGCGAGCGACGAGGAACGCAAGGCUCGUCUCGAAGCUCGUCAAGCUCGGAACCGUCUCUCGGCCCAAUACUCGCGAGAGCGUAAGAAGGCCUACGUAGAGCAACUUGAGGGCUCUGUCAACACGCUCAAGGCGGAGAACACCCUGCUCCGCUCCCAGCGUGACCAAGAUCAGCUCAUUCGCCAGUCCUUGGAGGCCAAGCUCAAAGACUCACAGCUCCGCAUCGACACUCUGGAAACUAUCAUCCGCACCGUCGCUCCAUCUCUUUUUCCCUUACUUAUCUUGUCGUCGUCGUCGUCAUCAUCAUCAUCAUCCUCUUCUUCCGCCGUUUCUUCAUCGGCUUUCGCCGCUCCUUCCACAUCAGCGAUUGCCUCCCAGCUUGACGCAGGACUUUCCGCCGAUCUCGCUUCUUCUCUUCUGCAGAACACUGGUCUUACUAACAAGGUGGUUUCUUUGCCCUUGGCAAUUGCAGCGCCGGCAUCGACCGCUUCUUCUUCCCUUUCCCUUGGCACUUUGAGCCAGCAAACCUCGAAUGAAGGCGUUCGCCUCCCUGCAGCGGAUGUCUUCACACAAUUUGAUGGUUCCGCUGGCACCGAAGUCUCUGCCCAGGCAAAGGUUGGAAGCAAUGUCGAUGUCAAUGGCAGCAGCGUUGUCAACCAAGGUUACCCACUCGCCAGUCAGAUCAGUGUCCUCGCACCAGAGCAGCCGUCGACGAUCGCGGCCGGCCCCCGCGUCACUCUGUCUCAGCAUCCCAUCGAAGCGAAGGCAGCCGGUGUUGCCCGUGAAGCUGAGGCUCUCCUCUCCAACUUUAUCGACCUCGACGCCAAGUUCGCCAACAGUGACGCGGCGGCUGCGGCUAAAGAUCAAGGUGCCUCGGCGUCUUCCGCCUCGUCUCAACCUGUAUCUGUGGGCCAGGGCAAUGCAGCAGCAGCAACAGCAGGCGCUUCGCGAUCCGCAAGCGCCUCUGCAGGUGAGCUCGCAAGCCUAGGCUCUGGCAGGGGCGAGAGUGAUUUCAGCGGCAGCAACAGCAACGAGGACAUGCACAGCAAGUUCAACACGAUCAGCUUGCCCAACGAUAUGGAUGGAAAGGAUGUCGACCUCCAACAACGAUUCCAGCUCCUCAACUCGCCUCUCCUUCCUAGCGAGAGGAACGUGUGGGAGCUCGCGACCGAUGCGAUGCUUCAAGACAUUUACGGCAAGACCUCGGAAGACACCUCUGCCGACUACUCGGCUCCGAGUGUGUCAGCCUCUGACGCUUCGACCCACACAGACGCCAGCGCAGGCUCUUCGCCCUUCGACCUUGUCGAUCUCGACAUUGAGAUCGAAGAGCCUCUCCACCUCAACAUUGGUCUAGACGAAAACGAGACCAUGGACGCAUCGAACGGGUACCUGCACACCACCGGUCACGUCGGCAAGGCUGAUGCCUCGCCGAUGGACUGGCCUGGUCUGCUUGCUUCGCUCGUUGCUUGA